Molecule: messenger RNA, 3323 nt
Organism: Tachysurus vachellii
Lineage: Eukaryota; Metazoa; Chordata; Actinopteri; Siluriformes; Bagridae
Gene: mxd4
Product: MAX dimerization protein 4
Exons: 6
Coding region: 190-771 (193 amino acids)
Biological process (GO): regulation of transcription by RNA polymerase II
Molecular function (GO): protein dimerization activity; RNA polymerase II cis-regulatory region sequence-specific DNA binding; DNA-binding transcription factor activity, RNA polymerase II-specific
Source: RefSeq, a predicted model, not a curated record
AUCCCGGUGAAGCUUCACUUCAGGUUGUGUUGAUGUGAAUUUGGCGACUUUACACGGAGCUGCUUGUCCAUAACGGGGCGUUACCAAGUUUUUUGUUUUUCUUUUCUUUUUUCCGUCUAUUUCCCCGUCACGCAGAAUCGGGUCGGAUUUUUGUACUUUGUAAAUAUUUAGUCAGAGUUCCGACUCGUGAUGGAGCUGAAUUCUCUGUUAAUCCUGCUGGAGGCUGCAGAGUAUCUGGAGAGAAGAGACCGAGAGGCUGAACACGGUUAUGCAUCAGUGUUACCCUUCAGUUCAGACUUCAGCAGGAAGAAAAAAGCACAGCUGCUCUCACGCAGACCAAGUAACAACAACAACAACAUCAACAACAACAACAACAGAUCUUCACACAAUGAGUUGGAGAAACACAGACGUGCUAAGUUACGUCUCUAUCUGGAGCAGCUGAAGCAGCUUGUGCCUUUAGGACCUGACAGUACGCGACACACAACCCUGAGUCUGCUCAAACGGGCCAGGAUGCACAUCAAGAAGUUGGAGGAACAGGACAAGAAAGCAGUGAAUGUGAAGGAGCAGUUGCAGAGGGAACAUCGCUACUUAAAGCGUCGCCUCGAACAACUCUCACUGCAGCGCAUUCGCACUGACAGUAUGGGCUCUACCAUCUCUACUGACUCAGAGCAGGAGGUGGACAUUGAGGGGAUGGAGUUCACCCCAGGUGAUGGAGACAGCAUGGAUGGAGUGAGCGACCCUGAGGAUCACUACAGCCCAUGCAGCUUUUAAUCCAUGUCACUCUGUCCAUCCUUCCCUGUUCUCUGAGAAGUGGGCCGUUCUGUUCUUCCUGUACUUCCUGUUUCCUAUAUAUCCGUCUCUGAAGAACAAUCUGCAGUCUGUUCAUCCGGCUCUGAACUCUCACUACACCUCCUGAGUGUAAACCAAUGAAACGAGUGCCCUAGUGAGAAAGUGUGUGUUAGAGACGCUGCCAUCUUAAAACAGGCUGGAUCCACGAGGUGAAUGACGUAGCAUUUAGCACACUACACCUUGCACACUUCUCACACUAAACACAAAACCUUUUCAAAUGUUCAAAAAUACCACUCAAAUAAGUUUCAUCACUAAUUUAAUUAUUAAGCUCUGUGUGAAUUAGCAGUGUAAUAAUUAGCAAAAACAAACUGAGGAUGGCUCAGUCACCACGCACAUGGGCUGUUAUAUUUCAUCAGUCAUCUUGAUUGUGUCAUCACCAGUAACAUUUAUUUUACUCCUUUCAUUAGACUUAAGAGUUACCAUGAAAUUACAGUAUAUAUUAAUUUGAAAAACAGCCUAACUACUUAGCACAGCUAACUUUUGAUAUUAUGCAGCUAUCUAACGAUAACAAUACUUGUGAAGGCAUAUAAUCAACAUUGUGAUCGACUGAUCAGCUUUAACUGGUUCCUCCCCAGUGACUGAGGCCUGAGGUGUGUCACUCACAAAAACACAUAAAUAUAAAGAAGUGUGUCCCGGCCAAAUCAGGAUCCAGCCCUUUUUUUCUCAGUAGCAACAUGAUGUAGCAAUAACGCCAUUGUGUGUGUGUAUAAUUCACUAAUGCACUCACACACACUCGAUGCAGCGUACAAACACACACUCCUUACACAGUGAUGUGUCAGAGCCGGAUGCUAGCUUGUAGUACAGAUUAGCAUGCAACUACAACACAGUAUGUUAAUUUGCAGUAUUCUUUGUGGACACACACACCUCUCUGUCUAUAUCAUUAACCCAUCCCAGAAUUUUAGCUCUUCCAGUAAUAUCACCUUGGUUUGGUCUCAUUCUAACUAGUUACCUGUAGAGGUGCAGUGUGUAUGAUGUCAUCAUGAUAGCCACGCCCCUUCACUUGAUGGGCGGGGGAAAAAAGACUAUAUACAACAGUGUAUAUUAAAUAGAAGUGUAUAAAAUUGUGUAGGUCACCCAAUGUGACUUUAGCUCUAUAUUUCUGUCAGAAUUUUUUUUUAUUCUAUUUUCCUAAAAUGCAAAAGACCAAAAAAAAAAAAUAAAUAAAUAUAAAUACUUACAUAUAUGAUUAUAUACAAGAAAUGACAGGCUGAACUCUGCCAUCUUUCUGUGCCUUGGUCAUGUCCCAUUCCUCUGCUUAUACACUUCCCUUUACUCCCUACACCCUACUCUUUAUUACCUACUCAGGUCUACUGCCCCAGUUACAGAUGGAGAGUCUGGCUUACUGUUUCCCAAUUCAACAUGCAGAACAUGCACUAUAGAGUGUCCUUUGUAAAAAACCUGUAGGACAUGGCCUGGGUGUGUCUCAAUCCAACAUGUAUACCAUAUGUUUAAGGACAUCCCCUUCUUAUUAUGCCCUGUCCUCGGGUUUGUUUCAUUUAGCAGACUCAUCAGACUUUGCCAAACACGGUGUGUUUCUUUGUUCCCAUCCAGAAUGUAGACUGAACUUUCAUCAUCCCUCCAGGAGUCAUGUCUCAUUCCUCAUCUUGUUGGCUUCCUCAUAUCCUAGAGCCCUACUCAGGUCUCCUUCCUGCACACACUCACAGCCCACAUCCUCAGACAGAACAGGAUAUUCUGCUGGGGUGUGUCCCAAUCCAACACAUGGACACCUUCCUCGCCUCUUUCAUACUCCUGUGGUUGUGGUCUUUACGCUUAGUGCAGAGGAAGACACUGGGAGAAGAUUGAUCAUGGCAGCUCGGGCUUUUCUUCCCUCUCUCACCUUCUCCUAGUGAACUUCCUCUUACUAGUAGAGAUAACUAGUGUUAACUCCUGCCGAGGACGAUUGUGGGUAAUCUAGUCCCUCUGAUGAGCAUAGUGAAGGUAGUGUGUGACAGACUGGUCUGAGAUCAGUGUGAAUGGGCAGCUUUCAUCACGAGGAACACACACACACACACACAAACACACACAUGCCCCUACCUCUCUCACAGAUCUUCUUGCUAGUGUGGGUGGGAAUUUAGUGAGUGAGACAGAAAAAGAGAAAGGGUCACAAAGUCCGAGAGUGAGACAGCGAGACAGAGAGUUAGACAGUUCUAAUGCAUUCCUAUUAUAACGCCCUAAAGCACUUCCACUUUUAUUUCACAGCACUAUUAUUUUCACUUUUAUUUUAUAUUUGAAUUUUUUUUUUAAUCAUAAUUUGUCUUCCUGUAACCUGUCAGUGUGAUGAGAGUGGGGUCAGAGGUCAGAAGGGUUCUGUGCCAGACACCUGUUUAUACAGGAUGUGUAACAUACAUUUAAAUUUAUUUUUGUGCUUGUUUACACACACACACACACACACACACACACACACACACACACACACACAGGUGCUUGUGUACUGAACAGUGUACUAUACUGAAAUAAACCUGAUUUUAUACGCA